AAAAUGUCCAGGCGGAGGAGAGCAACAUAGUCUGCUCCUAGUUUCCACCAAACUUCAGACUCCAAUCAUCCUCUAGAAUAGAGUGAUAGACAAAGGACAUGGAGGUGGUGAACGGGACAGCACGUGAACCGGGAGCGAGUGGUGAGGGAGUCACGGCAGAGAGUGACCCUGAGCCCAGGACGCCCUCCAAGGAGGAGGAACCCCUCAAGUCCCUCUCCUCUGCUACAUCUGCCAUGCCUGAUAACAUGACCCUUGUGGACACCGGCCACAAGGAGGCAGUGGAGCACCCAGACCUCCCAAAAGAAGCCGCAAGUGCACCACAUCUCCCAGGCCAUCAGAUCGAUCCACCCAAUGGCCCAGUUGCCACCACGAUUGAUCCAUCCAAUGGCUUAGUGGCCAGCAAGAUGGAUCCAUCCAAUGACCUCGCUGCCUCCAUCAAGACUACACCAUCUGAACCCACUAAACAGAAGAGGGAAGACGGUGUUUCAUCUCCAAAAGAGACCACGCAAGAUCCAAAUGCAGCUCCCACUGUGACGAGAGAUGCAGGGGCAACUGGCAUCAGUACGGUUGUGAGGAAGAAUAUUCCCCCCAAGAGGGACCGAAUGGAGCCGCUGAAGUUGGACAUGACAAAGCCCACAGUGAUGCCUCUCACGUCCUCCCAGCUGUCUCUGCAGUGUCUGGAGUGCCACAUCAUCUUCAGCGAUGACAAGAGCAAACGCCGCCACCUGAAGAUGAGCCACCCGGCCGAGUAUGAGCAGUGCAUGCUGGGAGACGCCCUUUUCGCCUGCUACGUCUGCGAUCGGCACUUCGCCAACUCUACCGAUCUCAUGGCCCACCAGCGCACACACGCAGAGAGGAAGCCCUUCACUUGCAUCCUGUGUGGAGAGGCCUUUAAGAGGCUUUCACACCUUACUGUGCACAAGAAGGUGCACUGUACCAGCGAGGGGUACACAUGCUCGGACUGCGGCAGGUCCUUUAAGACCCUGACGCUGCUGAAGUACCAUAGUCGAACUCACACUGGAGAGAAGCCAUACGUGUGUAAGGAGUGUGGAAAGAGGUUCAUGAUGCCGAAAGCGCUGCAGAAACACCUGCAGACUCACAACCAGGAUGAAGGCGAGGAGAACAGUGAUAAGGCCAUCCUUGCUCCAAAGCCAAAGAAACAGAAGAGCGAACCAUCAGAAAGGAAAUUCCCUUGUCCUCAUUGCAAAGCCCGGUUCAAAACCGAGAAGACCCGACAUCAUCACAUAAAGCGCAAACAUGUAGCGAACAGAAAUGCGCCUGCCUGCCGCGCCCUUGCCACACAGCUCUUUCAAAACCAAGGACCCCCUCUGCUGACGCACGCCGCAAUAGGUCAGUCACAAGUGCUGCGAUUAGACUCUGGAGGACAGGCGCCCCAAUGCAUAGAGCCAGAACAGAUCAAGAGGCUGAUCGAGUCGCUCGGAAAUGUUCAGAAGGUUAAUCAGAUGGUCAUAUACGGAUUAGAGCCGGUGCCGCAUCAGUUGCAAACGGUGAACCUUCAGCCAGUGCCAGGCGUUGUUCAACCCAUCAGGUUUGACCUGACACAGACGGGGUCCUCGAAGCUGGUGGCGGAUGGCAUUAAGACCUUAAAUUCAGAGCAAGCCGAGCAACAGGUUAACCUCACCACCCCACCAACGUUAAAUGGGGGAGUAGGCUCGUCAGCUGAGAAUACUCAAUCAAGUGAACAAACCCCGGGCCAUACAAGGACUUCAACAGGGGAGUUCCAACAAAUUCCUGUUGGUGAAGAAAUGGCGGUCACAAUGGAAGAAACUUGUGCAGCAGUGAAAACAAUAUGUGAAUCCAUGUCUAUCAAUGAGGCUGAUGAGAUGACAUCCGGGUCCAAAAGUGAUGAGACUCUACUGGAAAUUGGGAAAAAUCAGACACUUCAAUUGCAACACCCAUCCUCCUUGACUCCAACUAAUGAACUUGAGGCUGACAGUGGUGUCUCUAGAGUGUUUCUUCCGGAAGAGGAAGUACAAAUGCAGAGUAUGACUCUGAGUGAUGCCUUUUCCCUGGUGGCCACAGACAGUUCACAGCAGACUGAGGGACAAGUAGUUAACCUAACACCAGAGGGAACGCAGAGCAGUACUUUAGCGCGAGUAACCAGUGAAAAGAAAUCAAAGAAAAAGGCAGGCACCAUUGUUCCCGAACAGAAAGUUGGCCAACCACAUCUGGGAACUUUUGUUCAACCAAAGGACCAUAUGGGACACGCAGCACAAAAAACAAGUCAGUCUAACUCAGAGGUACAUGCUAGUGAGGAGACAUCAGGUCAAACUCUGCCACCGCCCCAUGAAUCAAAUGAAGGUGGAGUGACCACCAAUGUGGCUAAACCGUUGAAGGCAAAGAAGGGUAGACCCGCUAAGAAAAAAAGCAACAAAACACAAGCUAAAAAGUCAGUUCACAGUGCCUUAUUAAAACAGAAAAAUGACAUCCACAACACACAACAGAGAAACACAGCACCACAUCCUCCUUUACAGGUGUUAACAUUUGCAACCCAAGAAGAAACACAAACGAAAGGUCAUGUUCUAGUAAAGUUUGGUCUUGGAGGCAAAAACGAAAAACUGUCCAAAAAAGAUGGGUCGAACAAAACAUCGAAGAAAGGGAAAGAUAGCAAACUGCAAGAGAAAGAGCUGCACCAACAGUCACAGAAGGGGGAAGAAGGAAAAGGCAAAACAUUCAAAACACACGAAAAGAAGAAAACUCCUGCAGACAUACUCAACAAACCACAGAAUCAAAAGCAAAAUGGCAUACAUCUAGAAGAAGUGAAAUCCAAAGUCAAGUCAAGAAAAAGAAAAUCAAAAACUCAAAGUAAGGACAAUAAAGGUAUGGCAGUGAAAGAGGGGACCAUUGCACCUUCACCUAAAAAGAAGAAACGGGAACAAAUAAUAAUGCCCAAAUCUAUUGAACUGACUUCAGAAGUAGAGGUCACUAAGGAAAACAACUUCAAACAGGAUAGCAAAGGGGUUAUCCCAACUGCUGUACCCCCAGAUCAAAUCAAGUCAGAUGUCCUGCUUUUACUUAAAGGACACAAACAGCCACAGUUAAAGGUUCAUAAACUGGAUGCCCCACAAAAUGUGUCACAGUCUGAACAAGUGCCCUCACAUACCACCUCAGACCCAAUGACGCUCAUUGAGGAAACUACGACAGCUUGUGUGAAACAAACUGAUGAUCGUAAAAAGACAAGUGGCGUGUCAAAAAAUCUGAAAAGGCAAUCCUCAACUGAUCAUCUCGGGUCAUCUGUGCGUAAAAAGGCAAAGGUAGGUCGAAAGAAGAAGCCCACAAACCCUGCGGUGGCAGCCUCUCCUUCCUUGGUUUGUGAUGACACCAGCAAGUAUUCAGAAGAGCCAGUCUCUCGGGAGCCCAAUUCCUGUGAACCACAGAAAGAGUUUGUCGGUCAUGAUACUAGCACACCUGUGAGAACACCUUUAACAAAAGAAAUGACACCCAGUAAUUUAGUUAGCCCUAAAACAUUCGAGCUGCAGGUUACAUCAGACUGGGAUGCUGAAAUGGAGAUGAGGGAGUUGGGUCUCGGGGACAGGGAGGACCAAAGGGUCUCUUUUCCAGCCCUCAAUCCUUCUCCCUCACUUCCUCAUGUGCCCGCCUUAGCAGAAGGUGAACAGGAGGAGGUUAGAAAAGAUGGCAACAGUUGUAUGACUGGGGACUCUUUAGAAGCAGUCCCCUCUCUAGCUGAAGGGAUGAAAGCGUUGCAGUCUGUCACUUGUCCAGAAUCAACUCGAGUGCAUCAGACCCCUUCCCAGUGGUCCUCUACAUCUUUGUCAGAGUCAACUCAUGUGACUGCCCCUAAGGACCAAAGUGCAACAGCAGUCUCAUCUGCUAAAGGCAAGAAUAAUAAAAGAAGAAAAACAAAGAAAAAGCAUUCAGAGACUGGUGACAAAAUGUCCAAAAUACAGGAUUCAUCUGACACCAUUCAGACCCCUUGUGAACCAGACAAGGUUGUAGAAGAAGACUCGAAAGAAGACUUGCCUUUAGAUGUUAAUUUGGUUACUGUGGAAGAGGAGACUCGACCUAUCACCCCUCACGACGAGGAACCACCAGAAAGCCCUCAAAAAGAUGUUCUGAUAGUUAAUGAUGGUCAGUCUAAGUUAAGCUCUCAAGAUGACAAUGAUAAUUCAUUGCAAAGAACCUCUUCAGAGAACGAUUCUUCAAACCCUCCUCAGAUAAAGGAGGAGGAUGCAGAAAAGGAGGUGCAUGCUGAGGAGAGAAAAUGCCAACCAGAGUCCAACCGAAGCAGUACAGCGAGGGGUAGAAAGAAGGGGGGAGGAGGAAGAGGCAGAAGAGGCAACAGCAAAAAGAGGAACACUGGAAACAGAUCAUCAACAGAACAUGAACCCCUCAUUAAUGACAAAGAUGAGUGCCGGAUAGUCUACCAGCUGUACCCAGUGGCGGGUGACUCUGGCGUCACCAAAUCACUGGAAGGAAAGGGGGCUCAGGUUUGUCCUGAUCCUCCAAGAUGGUCUGACCAGGCAGAAUCGCAAGUGGACAAUUCUGAAGAGCAGGUGGUGUUUGAACUGGAGUCAGUCACCACAAGUGUUGUGGACAUGGUGAAGUCUGAAGCAGAGCUAGAAGGUCAAGACCGAACAGAAGGAAGCUCGCCAGGCCUUCUUCUGGAAAAGUUCCUCACGUCACGAGGAAACGGGAGCGGUGAAUCGGCAGCAUGUGGCCAGGUGGUGGCAGAUUCUACAAAUACACAAAUUAGCGGGGACAUCAGGGCUUCCACACUGCCUACCAUUGGACAGCCAGGGGCAAUACGCAUUAAGGAAGAGGAGAUGUCACAGCCUGUGAUGCCGCCAGUUCUUUUGCCCGAGGCUGCUGAUACAAGGGGUCCUCUAAUAAGCAACCCCCUCCCUGUUGAGCAGCAGCAGCAGGGUGUGCAAAUGUUUGUGGUGAAGGAGGAGGACCCGCUCAUUUUGAAUGACCCCCAAGGCAGCCAAGACUCCCAACUUGGCAAAAGGAAGGAUGGGUCUCUCUCUAAUAGCGGUGCAUUGGCAGCGUCUGAGUCACCUGUUGAGCUAGAGAGGAACAUGUCUGGAAGUCAGCUCGGGAUGGUAGCCUCACCAAUUCAUCAACCCAGUGCCAAGCAGUGUAUUUUCUUUCCAGUCAAAGAAGAGGACAGAGAAUUGGUGUUGGAUUCUCCAUCUAGAAGCGAAAGUCAGAACAACUCCAGCUUGGAGGAAUGCGAUGACAUCUGUGAAAUAUCCCAACCUGAUGCACAGUGUGUCGACAGUGGCUUUAUUGAUGAAGAUGAGAGAGGAGGUGACGAGCACAGCACUGCAGACCUUGUAGAAUUCCUCUCGCAGAGUUCUGACACAGACAACAGUGAAUUCUUUGAUAACGACCCAGUGUCAGAAACUCUUGCUUUAGCCUGUUACCAUGGCAACAGAAGCAGUGGUUCUGCAAACCUGCCAGCCGGAUCAAGCAAUCUGCCUGGUGACAGAACAAGCCAGCUCUCCCAGAAUGAUGGCAGUAGUUCACAGGGUUGCCAAAGGAAACCAAUCGACUACUUCACCCAGUAUUUCAACUGGAAGACAUGGCAGGAUGUUGCCAAUGUCACUGCUAAAACGAGCAAAAUGCCAAUCGCAGUCACAGCCAAAGAGGUCUCUCAAUUUGUUGGAAUCCACAUUGCCAUGGGCUCAUUGCAAUUUCCUAGCACAAAGCUGUAUUGGGAUGAGUUCACCAGAGUGCCCCUUAUUGCUGAUGCCAUGCCUUUGUCCCGAUUCCUGGAGCUCCUGUCCAAACUGAGAUUUGCAGCAGCAGAAGAACGAGGCCCUGCAAGGGCUCAGGGGAGUGGCAACAACACCACCGCUACAGAAACAUGCAGCACGCAGCCUGACCCACUGCACAGGGUGCGCACAUUGGUGGAAAAAGUUCAAAGAGGGUGUAGAAAUCUGAAACGUGAGGGGAACCACGGGGUCAGCCAGUACCCUCUGGAGUUACUGAGGUCCACCACGGCCAAGUCUCCCUAUUCACUGCAUCACACUGUGAUGUUGAGCACCGCUGGCCUGGUGGUGGACUUCAACUUAGGCCUGGAUGACUCUGACAGAGAGGACACUGUUAAGAAAAUGGUCCUGUCGGGUGACAAGAGCACAGAUGGCAUGGUGUUCCUUUGCAAGCCCGAGCUGUCCAUCCCCUCUAUGCUGGAGCAGCUGUUGGAUGCAGGGGUGCAAAGUGCUGGUAAGGUCGGCGGGGCAAGGGGACAAGUGGGUGACGAGUUUGUGAGCUCGGACGGCAAGCUGAAGUUGUUCCGCUGCCAUCACGGCUUUAUCCUCUCGGCGGCCGCCAAGGGACGGUCCCGUUCCACGUCCCUGGUCAGUGGCUUCGAGCGGGCAAUGCGAGCGGCUAAGCUGAACAGAGAUUUGCGCAGCUCUUACCGCACGCCUUGCCUGGCCACAUCCCCUGGGGCCUGGCCGCUGUCCGUUCUGUGGCACCUUGCGGAUCUCGCUCUGGUGAACUCGUGGCUGGAGCACCGGAGCGACCACAAUUCAAAACAAGCACCUUUGUCCCUCCUGGCAUUCCGACUUGAAGUCUCCAAAGCGCUGAUAAUGUCCAGCAGUGCUGACGCCCAGGACGCGACCCCUCCCCAGCCACCUGCACCACAGAGACCAGAACAAGGCUCCUUUCCAGGGUCCCCCUCCAUUUUGGAGGCCCCACUUCCGGACACAGCCGUUCGCUAUGAUGGCCUAGGCCACUGGCCAGAGCAAGUUGCCCAGGGGGAGGGAGCGAGGUGUAGAUUUGGAGGGUGUGAGAGGACGUCACAGGUGCGCUGCCUGAAGUGUUGUGUUUUUCUGUGCAUCUCACGCCACCACAACUGUUUUUUAAAAUUCCACAGCCAAGGGGCUGUAUGAUUUCAUUGAAUUGAGUGUGUGUAUAUGAAUGUAAAUUAAACCGCACAUGUCGGGUUACUUUAUUUAUCUUUUGUUUUUUGUUUCAAUUGUUGUUAAGAAAUUUAUGGGAACUCAGCUGUGAAUUAAAUGGAAUAAUGUGUUGUUUGUUUGCAUUAUGUAUGAAUUGAAUCAAUUACUUUAUUUUUUGUUAACUGCCAGUUCUUCCAUUAAUUAUUUAUAUUUUUGUAUUCGUUACUGGACUGGUACAGUGGUCAUAGGGCCUGAAUGUCUUUGAAUGUUGAUAAAGAAAUGCUGCCCUUGUGGCGCUCUGCUCUAAAAUGUUCUGAAACAUUUGUAGACUCUUUAAUAUAUUUAAAUUGAAAAUAAACUUUGUCUUUACAUGCUUUAAA
Messenger RNA from Engraulis encrasicolus (European anchovy), 7270 nucleotides. RefSeq lists its product as uncharacterized. NCBI's taxonomy places the organism in Eukaryota, Metazoa, Chordata, Actinopteri, Clupeiformes, Engraulidae. Gene Ontology annotation, cellular component: nucleus. The record is from RefSeq and is a predicted model, not a curated record. Gene Ontology annotation, molecular function: DNA-binding transcription factor activity, RNA polymerase II-specific; RNA polymerase II cis-regulatory region sequence-specific DNA binding. The coding region runs from base 99 to 6881 and encodes 2260 amino acids. The transcript is spliced from 11 exons. Gene Ontology annotation, biological process: regulation of transcription by RNA polymerase II.